CCUCCUUCUCCCUCACUCCGCCUCUCCACAGACCUCCUUCCCAGGGCGAGCCUGCUGCUAAAGCUUCGCCUUUGCCAGUCCGGCUGCCACUUCACAGAGGGAAGGAGCUGGGACCACGUUGCCGACGCCCGUCUCCUGGAUCUGGGGAACACUUCCAGGCUCCAGCCGCCUUACCAGGGUCCACUCAGGGUCGCCAUGUGACCCAGCGCCCUGCUGCGUCCGCUUCUGCUCCCCCGUGAUGUGUGGCUCCGCGCUUCCUUUGCCUGAGUAAGCAGCCAGCUGCUCUCCGACCCUGUCAUCUGACAUGCUAGGCCUCGAUCACAUGUGGGUCCUGAACACCUGAUGUGUGGCUAGCACAAGCUACGACGCAGUUGAACCCUUGCCUGUGACAGUAUUGCCACCAUGGCCCCCAAAAAGAAGACUGUCAAAAAGAACAAAGCCGAAAUCAAUGAGAUGACGAUCAUCGUAGAAGACAGCCCCCUCAGCAAACUGAGCGCUCUGAAUGGGCUCCUGGAGGGGGGCAACGGCCUGAGCUGCCUCUCCUCAGAACUGGCUGACGCUUCCUAUGGCCCCAGCCUCCUGGACAGCCUGAGCAAAAUGCGGCAGGAGAGCUUCCUCUGCGACCUAGUCAUCGGCACCAAAACCAAGUCGUUUGACGUUCACAAGGCAGUGAUGGCUUCAUGCAGCGAGCACUUUUACAACAUCCUAAAACAAGACCCAUCGACUCGCAGGGUGGACCUCAACGACAUCGCCCCGCUAGGCCUGGCGACAGUCAUUGCGUAUGCCUACACAGGCAAGCUGACCCUGUCCCUGUACACCAUAGGAAGUGUCGUCUCUGCUGCGCUUUAUCUUCAGAUCCACACGCUCGUGAAGAUGUGCAGCGAUUUUCUGAUCCAGGAGAUCAAUGUCGAGAACUGUAUGUAUGUGGUUAACAUUGCAGAAACAUACUCUCUGAAAAGUGCAAAAGCAGCAGCCCAGAAAUUUAUCCGGGACAACUUCCUUGAAUUUGCAGAAUCAGAUCAAUUUAUGAAACUUACAUUUGAACAAAUUAAUGAACUUCUCAUAGAUGAUGAUUUACAGUUGCCUUCUGAGAUAGUAGCGUUCCAGAUCGCAAUGAGAUGGUUAGAAUUUGACCAAAAGAGAGUGAAAUAUGCUGCAGAUCUCUUGAGCAACAUUCGCUUUGGCACCAUCUCUGCCCAAGACCUGGUCAACUACGUUCAGUCUGUCCCGAGAAUGAUGCAAGAUGCUGACUGCCACAGACUCCUCGUGGACGCGAUGAACUACCACUUGCUCCCCUACCGUCAGAACACACUGCAGUCGAGGCGAACAAAGAUCCGCGGCGCCUGCCGGGUCCUGGUCACUGUGGGAGGGCGCCCAGGCCUUACGGAGAAAUCCCUAAGCAGAGACGUUUUGUACAGAGACCCUGAGAAUGGGUGGAGCAAGCUUACGGAGAUGCCCGCCAAGAGCUUUAACCAAUGUGUGGCUGUGAUGGAUGGAUUUCUUUACGUAGCUGGCGGUGAGGACCAGAACGACGCGAGAAACCAAGCCAAGCACGCAGUCAGCAGUUUCUGCAGGUAUGAUCCUCGCUUCAACAGCUGGCUGCACCUGGCCAGCAUGACCCAGAAGCGCACGCACUUCAGCCUCAGCGUGUUCGACGGGCUGCUCUACGCCGUGGGCGGCCGCAACGCCGAGGGCAGCCUGGCCUCGCUCGAGUGCUACGUGCCCUCCACCAACCAGUGGCAGCCCAAGGCGGGCCUGGAGGCGGCGCGCUGCUGCCACGCGAGCGCUGUGGCGGGUGGCCGCGUGCUGGUGACGGGCGGCUACGUGGGCGGCGCCUACACGCGCUCCGCGUGCGCCUACGACCCGGCGGGUGACGCGUGGCACGAGCUGCCCGGGCUGAGCACGCCGCGCGGCUGGCACUGCGCCGUGGCGCUGGGCGAGCGCGUGUACGUGAUGGGCGGCAGCCAGCUGGGGCCGCGCGGCGAGCGCGUGGACGUGCUGGGCGUCGAGUGCUACAGCGCCACCGCGCGCCAGUGGAGCCAGGUGGCGCCGCUGCCGGUGGGCGUGAGCACGGCGGGCGCCUCGCUGCUGCACGGCCGCGCCUACCUGCUGGGCGGCUGGAACGAGGGCGAGAAGAAGUACAAGAAGUGUGUGCAGUGCUUCAGCCCCGAGCUCAACGAGUGGACGGAGGACGAAGAGCUGCCCGAGGCCACCGUGGGCGUGUCGAGCUGCGCGCUGGCCAUGCCCCUCAGCGUGACGCGCGAGUCCCGCGCCAGCUCGGUGUCCUCGGUGCCCGUGAGCAUCUGACGGCCCCGCGGGGGAGCAGGGGCGGCGCUUGCCGCGAGGUCGCGCGUAGCUCUGGGGGUGCAUGAACUACCUCUUGCUCUUUCUUUCCCGAGCGACGUAGGGGCUCUGGCUGACCAGGGAAACAGCGUCCUGCAGCUGCCGCGAGGGGCAGGCACGCUUGCAAAGUGGCGCGAUUCUCAACAGCCCGGCGCUGACGCCCACAUUUGAGAUCUUUCUCCUGAUUUUACGAAGACACGUGAAGCUUCCGUGACUAAGCAGCUACUUGUGUUCAAAAGUUUAUUUCCCUUGCUUUUUAAUUUAGGAAUGUGAAACUAUUCACUUACUGUAAAAUGGCAAUUGUUCUGAUCCAUAAAGACUUAAUUCUGUAUUUGAACAGUUUUUUCCCUAUGCUCCACUGAAUAAAGAAUUCUGAAAGGCA
Messenger RNA from Octodon degus (degu), 2725 nucleotides. RefSeq names its product kelch like family member 31 (gene Klhl31). Bases 403 to 2307 code for a protein of 634 amino acids. Gene Ontology annotation, biological process: negative regulation of protein phosphorylation. Lineage: Eukaryota; Metazoa; Chordata; Mammalia; Rodentia; Octodontidae. The transcript is spliced from 4 exons. Gene Ontology annotation, cellular component: nucleus; cytoplasm. The record is from RefSeq and is a predicted model, not a curated record. Gene Ontology annotation, molecular function: protein binding.